CGCAAAGCAUGCUGGGAGAGGAAAACUCCAGGAACCUGAGGGAAAGAGGAAGUUCUGCUGGAAACGUCCUGUAAAGAGGCUCUGAUGUCCGGACAGCGGGAGGGAGAGCCCCGGCAUGAGGAGCAGGUUCCUGUGAUAUAGGAUUGUCCGAUGACAUCAUCAAUACCAGAUAAUGGAUGGAGACAGGGACAAGAUGGCUGAGAGGAUAUUAAAUCUUACCCUAGAGAUACUCUUCCUGCUUACUGGAGAGGAUUACACAGUAGUGAAGAAGACUUCUAUUGGGUGCUGUCAGGCCCCUGUGUCAGAAUCUCCAGUAGGAACCCUGAGCCCAAUCAUGUGGCCUUCACUUCACCCCCUGAUACUCGAGAAGAAGAAUAAGAAGAUCCUAGAAGUCGUCCACAAGAUGAUGGAGCUGCUGACUGGAGAGGUUCCUCUAAGGUGUCAGGAUGUCGCUGUCUAUUUCUCCAUGGAGGAGUGGGAGUAUUUAGAAGGACACAAGUGUCUGUACAAGGAGGUCAAGAUCGAGGAGGACCAGCCCCUCACAUCUCCAGAGAGAUCCAGUCAGAGGACAACACCAGAGAGAUGUCCCCGUCCUCUUCUUUCACAGGAUGGUCAGAUUUUAUGUCAGGAUGAAGAUCUGAACAAUAUUAAUGCUACAGAGACAGAUGUGUGGAGCGAUGAGGAAUACAAGGAGGAGGUUCCUACAGAGAUGUAUGAGAGGGGUGAUAAAAAGUGUAAGGAGGACAGUCCUACAGAUCAGAGUCCAGGUGAUGGGAUCGGGAGCUUAGAGGGACAUCUUAUAUCUUCAGAUUAUAAUGCAGAUGAUCCGGGUGUCACAUCAGAUACAUAUGAAGAAUGUGCCAUUGACGCAGAUGUACCCUCAGACCUUUACAGCAAAAAUAUGUCAACUGAUCUUUUAAAAGUCCAAUCUUCUGAUUCACAGACUGUUACACAGAGUGAAGGACACAGAAGUGGUGCUGGAGCCCAAAGAGCUCAGAAAGAGAAGAAGUCGCAUUCAUGUUCAGAAUGUGGCAAAUGUUUUGCUAAGAAAUCACAUCUUGAGAGCCAUCAGAGAAUUCACACAGGGGAGAAGCCAUUUUCAUGUUCAGAAUGUGGGAAAUGUUUUACUGAGAAAUCAAGUCUUGAGAGACAUCAGAAAAUUCACACAGGGGAGAAACCAUUUUCAUGUUCAGAAUGCGGGAAAUGUUUUACUCAAAAAUCAGUUCUUCUUCGACAUCAAAGCAGUCACACAGGGGAGAAGCUGUAUUCAUGUUCUGAAUGUUGGAAAUGUUUUACUCAGAAAUCAAGUCUUGAGAGACAUCAGAGAAUUCACACAGGGGAGAAGCCUUACUCAUGUUCAGAAUGUGGGAAAUAUUUUACUCACAAAUCAAAUCUUGAGAGACAUACGAGAAUUCACACAGGGGAGAAGUCUUAUUCAUGUUCCGAAUGUGGGAAAUAUUUUUGCCUGAAAUCAGAACUUCUUGUGCAUAGGAGGUUUCACACUGGAGAGAAGCCAUUUUCGUGUACAGAAUGUGGGAAAUGUUUUACUCAGAAAUCAUCUCUUGAGAGCCAUCAGAGAAAACACACAGGGGAGAACCUAUAUUCAUGUUUAGAAUGUGGCAAAGAUUUUAAUCACAAAUUAUUUCUUGAGGACCAUCAGAGAAGUCACACAGGGGAGCAGCUGUAUAUAUGUUCAGAAUGUGGCAAAUGUUUUUCUCAGCAAUCCUCUCUGGAGAACCAUCAGAGAAGACACACAGGGGAGAAGCCAUAUUCAUGUUUAGAAUAUGACUGUACCAGGAGCUUGGAGGAACAUCUGAUAUCUACAUAUUAUAAUGCAGAUGAUCCAGGUGACGUAUCAGAUACACAUGAAGCAUGUGUCAUUAUCCCAGAUGUACCCUCAGACUUUCACAGCAAAAAUAUAUCAUCUCAUCCUUUAAAACGAAUCCAAUCUUCUGAUUCAUCGCAGACUGUUACAGAGAAUCAAAAUUACAGAAUGAGUGCUGAAGUCCAAAGAACUGAGGAAGCAAAGAAGUUGUAUUCAUGUUCAGAAUGUGGCAAAUGUUUUAGUCAGCAAUCAAAUCUUAACAGCCAUGAGAGAACUCACAGAGGGGAGAAGCCACAUUCAUGUCCAGAUUGUGGGAAAUGUUUUAGUAAGAAAUCAUAUCUAAAAAACCAUCUAAGAAUUCACACAGGGGAGAAGCCAUUUUCAUGUUCAGAAUGUGGGAGAUGUUUUACUCGAAAAUCAAUUCUUCUUCGACACCAAAGCAGUCAUACAGGGGAGAAGCUGUAUUCUUGUUCUGAAUGUUGGAAAUGUUUUACUCAGAAAUCAAGUCUUGAGAGACAUCAGAGAAUUCACACAGGGGAGAAGCAAUAUUCAUGUUCAGAAUGCGGGAAAUAUUUUACUCACAAAUCAAAUCUUGAGAGACAUAAGAGAAUUCACACAGGGGAGAAGCCGCAUUUAUGUUCUGAAUGUGGGAAAUGUUUUUGCCUGAAAUCAGAACUUCUUGUGCAUCAGAGAUUUCACACUGGAGAGAAGCCAUUUUCGUGUACAGUGUGUGGUAAAUGUUUUACUCAGCAAUCAGCUGUUGUUAAACAUCAGAGAAGUCACACAGGAGAGAAGCCGUAUUCAUGUUCAGAAUGUGGGAAAUGUUUUACUCAGAAAUCAUCUCUUGAGAGCCAUCAAAGAAUUCACACAGGGGAGAAGCUGUAUUCAUGUUCAGAAUGCGGAAAAUGUUUUACAGUGAAAUCAAAUCUUGUUAAACAUCAGAGAAUUCACACAAGGGAUAAGUAGUUCUAACUCUUUCCCAAUAGCUGCCAUAUUUGGAUGGUUGUCUGGUAUUUAAAGGCUAUGGGCACCUUUUAAGGCAUUUUUUAUUAUUGCAUUGUACUCAAUCUGAGGUACAAAUAAUUUUUUUUCAAUUGGUCUUGAUCAAAAAAUGUUAGCCUCUUUCACUGUACAGCGUUGGGAUUCUCUAGUAACUGUGUGUCACAUGAAGCCUUAUCUCUGAUCUCCUGAUGGUUCAUAAACACUCAUUAUACCUCAAUUCAAAUGUAUGAGCUGUUAGGGAAUCCGAGAUAAGGACUUUACAAAGCCAUCAGAUGAGCUCAGUGAAAGUAAGAUGCUCACAGCUAGGCUAAAACUUAACCCUUUGUAACAAAAACUGAUGAAUAUUUCUAAUAUAAUUCUAAAAAUGAUUUUAACCCAAAAUAAGUAAAAUGCUAUCAUAAAAACAAAAUUGCCCCCAAAGGUCUUCAUACCCUUUAAAGGGCAUCUGUCAGCAGUUUUGUACCUAUGACACUGGCAGGCCGGUUUGCUCGGCAGC
Bufo gargarizans (Asiatic toad) is the source of this 3323-nucleotide messenger RNA. Its product is annotated as zinc finger protein 665-like. NCBI's taxonomy places the organism in Eukaryota, Metazoa, Chordata, Amphibia, Anura, Bufonidae. The coding region runs from base 173 to 2791 and encodes 872 amino acids. The transcript has 8 exons. Gene Ontology annotation, molecular function: DNA-binding transcription factor activity, RNA polymerase II-specific; RNA polymerase II cis-regulatory region sequence-specific DNA binding. Gene Ontology annotation, cellular component: nucleus. The record is from RefSeq and is a predicted model, not a curated record. Gene Ontology annotation, biological process: regulation of transcription by RNA polymerase II.